AUGAAGCAGCUGUGCGUGUGCGCCGCCGCCUCCUGCGCGAGCCAGGAGUGGGGCAAAAGCGACGAGCGACUGCUACAGGCGGUGGAGAACGACGAUGCUGCACGGGUGGCCGCCCUCAUCACCCGCAAGGGGCUGGUGCCCACGAAGCUGGACCCCGAGGGCAAGUCCGCAUUCCACCUGGCUGCCAUGCGGGGAGCAGCCAGCUGCCUAGAGGUGAUGCUGGCACAGGGCUCCAACGUCAUGAGCACCGAUGGGGCAGGUUACAAUGCCCUCCACCUGGCGGCCAAGUAUGGGCACCCACAGUGCUUGGAGCAGCUGUUACAGGCGUCCUGCGUGGUGGAUAUCGUGGACAGCAGUGGAUGGACGGCCCUCCAUCAUGCAGCGGCUGGCGGUUGCAUUUCCUGCUCAGAAAUCCUUUGCUCUUUCAAGGCACAUCUGAGUCCCCGAGAUCGGUCAGGUACAACGCCCCUUAUCAUAGCCGCUCAGAUGUGUCACACAGAUCUGUGCCGCCUCCUCCUGCAGCAGGGGGCUGCCGCAAAUGACCAGGAUCUGCAGGGCAGGACAGCCCUGAUGCUGGCCUGUGAGGGGGCCAGCCCCGAAACAGUGGAGGUGCUGCUUCAGGGCGGGGCCCAGCCGGGCAUCACCGACGCCCUGGGCCAGGAUGCUGCCCACUACGGCGCCCUGGCGGGAGACAAACUCAUCCUGCACCUCCUGCAGGAGGCAGCUCAGCGCCCCUCACCACCCAGUGCCCUCCUAGAGGAUGACUCAGGCGAGGCAUCAUCUCAGAACUCUGUGUGCAGCCACGAAAAGCGAGGGGCCCCCAAGAAGCGGAAAGCGCCUCAGCCCCCUGCCAGCAUCCCCAUGCCGGAUGAUCGCGAUGCCUACGAGGAGAUCGUGCGGCUGCGCCAGGAGAGGGGCCGCCUGCUGCAGAAGAUUCGGGGCCUGGAACAGCACCAGGAACGGAGGAAACAGGAGCUGCCAGAGACAGAGGCCAGCUCCCUACACAGCCUGGAGAGACAGGUACAAGAGCUGCAGCAGCUGCUGGCGGAGAAGCAGGAAGAGAAGGAGAGCCUGGGACGCGAGGUCGAGAGUUUGCAGAGCAGGCUGUCCCUGCUGGAGAAUGAGCGGGAGAACACGAGCUAUGACGUGGCCACCCUGCAGGAUGAGGAGGGUGAACUGUCUGACUUUCCAGGGGCCGAGGCUCUGCUCUCCAAACGGCUAAGCCCCUCGGCCCAGGAGCUCUUGGCGUCGCUGCGGGAGCAAGUGGCCGCACUCACCAGAGAAAACCAGGAGCUGAUGGAGAAGGUCCAGAUCCUGGAGAGCUUUGAGAAGGAUGAGAGGGAAGUAAACGGGUCAGCCGAGGUCAUCCCCCUGGCCCUCUGUGACUCUCUCCGGGCUGAGUUUGACCAGCUCCGCAGGCGGCACGCCGACGCCCUGCGGGCACUGGAGCGACAGGAAGCACAGCGCGGCCCUGGAGAAGGGGAGGCGGCCCCUGGGGAGGGCAAGAGCACGGGAGUCAAGACCACCAGGGACGACGGGCCAAUGGAAAUGGAGCUUAAUGGCACCACGGCUCCGGGAACCAAAGUUAACGGAGGUGAGGCCACAGACGACGGGGCUGCAGGAGAUGAAACCGUGGAAGCGGCAUCCACGGGGGCCGAGGCCACGGAAACAAACCCCACGGGCGCCGAGGCCACGGAAACAAACCCCACGGGCGCCGAGGCCACGGAAACAAAACCCACGGGCGCCGAGGCCACGGAAACAAACCCCACGGGCGCCGAGGCCACGGAAACAAAACCCACGGGCGCCGAGGCCACGGAAACAAAACCCACGGACGCCGAGGCCACGGAAACAAAACCCACGGGGGGCGAGGCUGCAGAAACAGAGGCUCCAGAAGAGGGAGGAAACCCAGAAGCCGAGGCCACAAAGCCAAAAGCCGAGGAAGCAGAGAUGAAGGCCGACGGAGUGGGUGAGGUGGAGGCGGAGCUUCCGGGCACAGAGACCACCCCCGUGGAGGCCACAGCCCCGAGGGGCCCCCUGGGCGCCGUCCUGCACCCUGGUGCUGCGGAGGCCUCAGAACAGCUGCAAGCGGAGCUGGAGACCAGGAUCCGUGGCUUGGAGGAGGCCCUCCGGCAACGGGAGCGGGAGGCGGCCGCCGAGCUGGAGGCGGCCCACGGCAAGCGCCAGGCGGCGGAGGCCGAGGCUGGACGGCUCCGGGAGCGGAUGCGCGAGGCGGAGGGGGGCGGAGCCUCGGGGGGCGGCGGCGGCGGCGGCGACGCGGUGCAGCUGCGAGCCGCCCUGGAGCAGGCCCGCGAGGACCUCCGAGUCCGGGACUCCCGGCUCCGGGAGCUGGAGGCGACCUCGGCCCGGCUGGACGAGGCCCGCGCCGGCCGCCUGCUGGCCGAGGAGGAGGCCCGGGGCCUGCGGGCAGAGCUGGCCCGGCGGGAGGAGGUGCGGCUGGAGCAGAGCCGGGAGCUGCAGGUGCUCCGCGGGCAGCUGGCCACCGCCGCGGCCGCCGGGGAACAGCAGCGGGCGGUGGCCGCCGAGCUGGGCCGCGCGCGGGAUGCGGCCGAGGCCCGGGCGGCCGAGCUGGCGGCGGCCUGCGAGGAGGCCCGGCGGGGCCUGGCGGAGCUGCGGGAGGCCUCCGCGGCCCUGCGUCAGUCGGCCGUGCCGGCCUCCGAGCACCACCGGCUGCAGGAGGAGGCCCUGGAGCUGCGGGGCCGGGCGGCCGGCCUGGAGCAGGAGGUGGUGGCCACGGGCAAGGAGGCCGCCCGGCUGCGCGCCGAGCUGGAGCGGGAGCGCGCGGGGAGCGUGGCCCGCCUGGAGCACGAGCGCGUGGUGGGCGCCUUGCAGGCCGACGUGGCCCGGCUGGAGGGGCAGCUGGAGGAGCUGGCGCGACGGCACGAGAAAACCAGCGCGGAGGUGUUCCAGGUCCAGAGGGAGGCGUUAUUCAUGAAGAGUGAACGUCACGCGGCCGAGGCCCAGCUGGCCACGGCAGAGCAGCAGCUGCGGGGGCUCCGCACCGAGGCCGAGCGGGCACGCCAGGCCCAGAGCCGUGCCCAGGAGGCCCUGGAUAUGGCCAAGGAAAAGGACAAGAAGAUUACAGAGCUGUCCAAGGAAGUCUUCAGUCUCAAGGAGGCACUGAAGGACCAGCCGGCCGCCCCAGGCCUCUCGGAGGUGGAGGCCCUCCGGGGCCAGGUUAAGGCUCUGCAGGAGCAGCUGGAGCAGGCUGCCAGGGACCACAGCGCAGUGGUGGCCUUGUAUAGGAGCCACCUCCUGUAUGCCAUUCAGGGUCAGAUGGACGAAGAUGUGCAGCAGAUUCUGAGCCAGAUCCUACAGAUGCAGAGGCUUCAGGCUCAGGGCCGCUGAGCGUCAGAACACUGGCCUUCCGCCCGCCAGGCCCCGCGCAGGGGUGUCCGGGCUCCCGCACUGGCCUCCCAAACUCGCAGACCAGCCUGGGCCUUCCCGACCGCCCCUGGCUGUGUCCACUGCCCCACUGGCCCCCCUGCACACACUGGCCAGUGUCAAGGCCGGCCCUGACCGCCCCCCCCCCCCCACCGGAGAAUCUGUGGUCCCCUCUCCCGCGUCCUAUCUGUCCUGUCUGUCCCGUAGCCAGGCAGCACCCCGGACCCCAGAAAUAAAAGCUCUUGGAGCCAAGGAUGAAAGUGUGUGGCCUGAUCGCUGCCCCCCUCAGGGAGGGGAGGGUGGCCACGAGCAGGGAUGAGGAGGUGAGGUGCUC
Panthera uncia (snow leopard) is the source of this 3736-nucleotide messenger RNA. It is a transcript of the gene ANKRD24, whose product is annotated as ankyrin repeat domain 24. The record is from RefSeq and is a predicted model, not a curated record. Bases 1 to 3366 code for a protein of 1121 amino acids. Lineage: Eukaryota; Metazoa; Chordata; Mammalia; Carnivora; Felidae. The transcript has 20 exons. Gene Ontology annotation, molecular function: actin binding.